GUCAACGUCAGCGAGAAGGUGAUGGCGCUCAGCAACGACGUGGUGUCACGGGCGGUGUUCGGCGGCAAGUUCCCGCAGCAGGAGGAGUACCUCCGGGAGCUGGAUGAGGCGUUCGUGCUGCUAGGUGGUUUCUGCCUCGUCGACCUCUUCCCGUCAUCGUGGCUGGUUCGGUGGCUGAGCAACGGCGAGCGCCACAUGAGGAGGAGCUAUGGCCACAUCCAGCGUAUCAAUGCCGACGUCAUUGAGGGGCGCAAGGCGGCGCGAGCUGCCGCACAGGACGGUGCCUCCAGCACCGACGACGACGACGACCUGCUGGACGUGCUGCUCAGGCUGCAGGAGGAGGACACGUUCACAUUCCCUAUGACCACUGAGAGUAUAGGCGCCGUCUUGUUUGACAUAUUUGCAGGUGCCACUCAGACCACGGGAGUUGCCUUGGAGUGGGCUAUGGCUGAGCUCAUUCGUCAUCCCCAAACCAUGGCGAAAGCACAGCUUGAGAUCCGAGAGGUUCUAGGUCAAGAUCGAGCUGUGAUUACUAAUAGUGACCUCGCUGAACUCCACUACAUGCGGAUGGUCAUUAAGGAGGUUCUUAGAUUGCAUCCACCUGGUCCUUUGAUCCCCCGCAGGGCCAGGGAAGACCGUAAAGUUAUGGGUUUUGACAUGCUUGAGGGCACCAAUAUAUACAUUAAUGCUUUUGCGGUUUCCAGGGAUCCAAAUUGUUGGGAAAGCCCUGAAGAGUUUAAGCCUGAAAGGUUUGAGAACAAUAACAUGGAUUACAACGGGACAUACUUUGAAUUCACCCCCUUCGGUGCUGGUCGGAGGCAGUGCCCUGGGAUACUUUUUGGCACAUCAACCAUGGAGAUUGCUUUGGCAAAUCUUCUCUACCACUUUGACUGGGUGCUUCCUGGCAAGGCAAACCCGCAAUUUUUGGACAUGACCGAGAAAUACGGGAUCAUCGUUGGAAGAAAAUAUGACCUACAAUUGAUACCUAUUUCCCGUGGAGGUUUCCAUGCCACAUAG
Messenger RNA from Triticum dicoccoides, 1017 nucleotides. RefSeq names its product ent-cassadiene hydroxylase-like. The record is from RefSeq and is a predicted model, not a curated record. The transcript has 2 exons. The annotation marks the transcript as partial. NCBI's taxonomy places the organism in Eukaryota, Viridiplantae, Streptophyta, Magnoliopsida, Poales, Poaceae. Gene Ontology annotation, molecular function: iron ion binding; monooxygenase activity; oxidoreductase activity, acting on paired donors, with incorporation or reduction of molecular oxygen.